CCACAUUCUCACUCUUUAAAUUGUAUCUUCAAGUCACCCUCUUAUAUAUUUUCAAAUAAUCAUAUGCAUAUUUAUUCUGGAUCCUAGCUUUUUUCUCAAGUCUCAACUGCGAAGGACCCAAGAUAGAAUAGAAGGAGGGUGCUUCCACCACCUCUUUGUUUCUUCACUCCAUAUAUCAGUUACAGUAAAAAUGGAAAACCACCACCAAAUGCAACAACCAAACCGUGAAUUUACCAUACUAAGAUCCACCGAUUUCCUCCGCCAGAAUCUCAAUUUAUAUCCCACAACCGUCAACACCGGAGAACAUGCCGAUCCUUCCAUCAAAGAAGUGGAUUUUUUCUCAUCAAGAUCACCAACAAAGAAUAGUGACACUGAUAACUCGAGUCCAGAAGAACCACAUGAUCAUCGUCAUACGAACAUGGCUAAGGACGAUGGAUCACCAACUCUUUUCAAUGAUCAGCUCGUAAACACUGCGCUGAAUCUAAGUCCGAGUGCUGGGUUAUCAAGAUCAGCAGCAAAUGAUGAAAAUAUUGAAACUUUGCUGACUACACUUCAAAGGGAAUCACUAAGACUAAAAGAAGAGAAUUGCAAACUGAGAACUAUGUUGGACCAAAUCACCAAAAACUACAACCAGUUACAAUUGUUCAUUGCUUUGCAGAAGCAGAAGCAGUGUCAGAAGAUGGAGACAAAUUUAAAUGGGAUGAUGUUUGGUCAACAUUUAUUGGACCCACGAGGACCAUUCACCAAAUUAGAUGCUCAAGUUGCACCAUUUCCAGAUGAUAAAUCUGGUCAACGGGGUCUUCCUGAAACUGAUCCUGUAGAAGAUGUUCCUGAACAAUCAACCUCACAGAGUUGGGGCUCAUCCAAGAGUCCCAAGUUUGAAGAGUCCAACUCUAGUGAGCUUCCUUUAAAAAAAACCAGGGUUUCCGUGCGUGCAAGAUCAGAAGCUCCUCUGAUUAGCGAUGGAUGUCAAUGGAGGAAAUAUGGACAAAAAAUAGCCAAGGGAAAUCCUUGUCCCCGUGCCUAUUAUCGUUGCACUAUGGCCGUAGGAUGCCCGGUUCGUAAGCAGGUGCAAAGAUGCAUGGAUGACAAGACGGUGUUGAUAACAACCUACGAAGGCAAUCAUAACCAUCCUCUUCCACCCUCAGCCAUAGUCAUGGCAAAUUCUACCUCAGCAGCUGCAUCUAUGUUCUUAUCUUCUUCAUGUUCAACAUCUAAUAAUAACGAAGCACUAAGUAACACUGUAGGAGUAUUCUCUUCCAUGCCCUACAUCCCAAUGGCAACGCUCUCAACCUCUGCACCAUUUCCCACUAUCACCCUUGACAUGACCACCAACCCCUCUGCCCUAACAUCCCCUCUUCCAUUGCAUGCAACUACUUUUCCUCAGCUACUAGGACACCCUGUCAUCUUCCCCCACAAGAUGCCACAUCCAUUAUUAGGCCAACAACAACCUUUGUUUACGACAGAGACGAUGAGUGCAGCUAUUGCUUCCAAUCCGAAUUUCACUAUAGCAUUGGCAGCAGCGAUCUCAUCAAUUAUUGGAGCUCCUAGAGGAAAUGAUGGAAUUAACAACAAUAGUAGCAAUGGUGGAAGUGAUCUUCCUCUUAAUGGGACAUCUAUGUUGCCUGGAUCCACUUAGGUUUCACAAUCAUAUGCAUGCCCGCAUAUUGAGUCGCCAACUAGCACGAAUAUAUGCAUGAAUUUUAGCCUUAAUGUGUAUGACAAUACAUAUUAUUUCUAUGUAUAACAUGUGAAGAUAGGAACAUAGUUUUAUUCUUGGGGAAAAAAAUUGUAUGGGAAAGUAAAAAGGCAUUUCUAAGUACCUAACAAUGUACCACAAGAAAAAAAAAAAGGUUAAAUGAUGAUUAUUGUAAUGUGUUAGACAAUCAGAAUAAGAAUGGCCACAAUGGUGUUGUUACCUCGCGUGGAAGAGUUGGUUAGAUCAUUGAAGAAUAAAUUUCUAUUGAUCUAAGGAAAAUGAACUCAAGAGGAUGCCUAAUAAGUUAUUGACAAACUUUAUGAAAUGAUAUUUUUUAUUAUUAUACAAAA
Molecule: messenger RNA, 2049 nt
Organism: Glycine soja
Lineage: Eukaryota; Viridiplantae; Streptophyta; Magnoliopsida; Fabales; Fabaceae
Product: probable WRKY transcription factor 47
Exons: 7
Coding region: 191-1639 (482 amino acids)
Biological process (GO): regulation of DNA-templated transcription
Molecular function (GO): sequence-specific DNA binding; DNA-binding transcription factor activity
Source: RefSeq, a predicted model, not a curated record